AUGGAAUUUAAGUAUCAACAACAACGAAAACAAGAACAAUUCAAACAAACGUUUCGUAAAACGAGUAAUCUAAUAACCACCCGAUUAUUAGACUCUCUUACUAAAAACGACAUGUCAAAGUCAUCUUCCACCAAUCAAUUUUCCUCUGAAAAUUAUCCUAUAAAGUGUUAUUGUGGACUAAAGGCAGAAUUGAUUAUCGCCUCAAAACCAAACCAAAAUAUCGAACGGCUAUUUUUUGCGUGUUCAAGAUUUAACACAAACGAGGAUAAAAAUCGAUGUUCGUUUUUUCGCUGGGAGAAUGAAAUUCAUGAGAAAAAUGGCAACAAACCAUUGACGAAUGAUGUUAAUGGUGUUCUUUGUAAGCUUGAUGAUAAUAGUAAUACAGAUGAUAAUAUUGAUGAUAGAAAUAUUAUUGAGAGUGAUUAUGAGGUCGAUGAUAACGAUGAAGAGCGUUUUAGUUUAGGAUACGAGGAAAUCUGA
This is a messenger RNA of Ambispora gerdemannii, 480 nucleotides long. NCBI's taxonomy places the organism in Eukaryota, Fungi, Glomeromycota, Glomeromycetes, Archaeosporales, Ambisporaceae. The record is from the annotation of a GenBank genome assembly.